UGAUUUCGGUCACACUAGCUUUAAGAUUUCCUCUCUUUUCUAGUACUCUCUCUCUCUCUACGUAUCUCUCUUUUUCUCUCGGGGUCUGUUACACUCUCCUUUUGUCCUCUCAUUCUCAGAGACCGAUUGUUACAGCAAACGUCGAGCAAAAUUCGUAUAGAGCAGCCAGCAGCAGCGUCCACGACGACGACAUUGAAAAAUUGAACGGCAGCCGACGAAGCGAGCAGCGAGCGUGCGAGUGAGCUAAGCAGAGCGCUUGUCAACUCGAAAAGCAGUAGAGAAAAAGAAGGCGACGAAGACAGCAGCAGCAGAAUAUCGACGCCGCACGUACCGGGAGCAUUUAAAAUAAUUUUUUCUGUGGAUUAAUUUUACUAAAAAGGAUUUAAAACACAAUGACUGAACGUGAGAACAACGUCUACAAGGCUAAAUUGGCCGAACAGGCUGAGCGCUACGAUGAAAUGGUCGAGGCCAUGAAAAAGGUCGCCUCCAUGGACGUUGAGCUGACCGUUGAGGAGCGCAACUUGCUCUCGGUUGCCUACAAGAAUGUGAUUGGAGCACGACGCGCUUCAUGGCGCAUUAUCACCUCCAUUGAACAGAAGGAGGAGAACAAGGGUGCCGAGGAGAAGUUGGAGAUGAUCAAAACCUAUCGCGGUCAGGUCGAGAAGGAGUUGCGCGACAUCUGCUCGGAUAUAUUAAAUGUGCUCGAGAAACAUCUCAUUCCAUGCGCCACAUCCGGCGAAAGCAAAGUAUUCUACUAUAAGAUGAAGGGCGAUUACCAUCGCUAUUUGGCCGAAUUUGCCACCGGCUCGGAUCGCAAGGAUGCUGCAGAGAAUUCAUUGAUUGCCUAUAAGGCAGCAAGUGAUAUUGCCAUGAACGAUCUGCCCCCAACACAUCCAAUCCGUUUGGGCCUGGCAUUGAACUUCUCGGUGUUUUACUAUGAGAUACUCAAUUCGCCGGAUCGCGCUUGCCGCUUGGCGAAAGCCGCAUUUGAUGAUGCCAUCGCAGAGUUGGAUACGCUAAGCGAAGAGAGCUACAAAGACUCGACCCUGAUUAUGCAGCUGCUGCGGGACAACCUCACAUUAUGGACAUCUGAUAUGCAGGCAGAUGACUCCACAACAGGCGACGGUGAGCCCAAACCGGAAAUUCAGGAUGUUGAGGAUCAGGAUGUGUCGUAAUUUAAGUAAACCCCCGCCCUUCCAUUAAAAAAAAAAAAACAAAAAAAA
Messenger RNA from Drosophila sulfurigaster albostrigata, 1223 nucleotides. RefSeq names its product 14-3-3 protein epsilon (gene 14-3-3epsilon). Gene Ontology annotation, cellular component: cytoplasm. The record is from RefSeq and is a predicted model, not a curated record. Lineage: Eukaryota; Metazoa; Arthropoda; Insecta; Diptera; Drosophilidae. Gene Ontology annotation, biological process: signal transduction.